CUGCCAUCAAACAACAGAUUUUUGUCCGAAGCCUAAAGAACAACUCGAAGUGCAAGCGAGUGCUGCAGAUCACGCAUUCGGUGCCAUUGUUGGUUUUUUUUCUCAUCUUCACUCUGGGCUUGUCAGAUUUGCCACCAUUGUAAGCAAAGUUUCGUGGAGCUCGCAGGACAUCAUCCGGGAGGGCGUGUGUGUGAGCGGAUUGUUACAAUGUCGGGCGUUGUAAAGCAUAUCUUGUUGCUGAAGUUCAAGGACUCUAUCAGCCCUGACGAACAAACCGCCCUUAUUCAAAAAUAUGCGGCGCUUCCCAAUUCCAUCUCCGCCAUGAAGGGCUUCGAAUGGGGCACGGACAUCAGCGUGGAGAACAUGCACCAAGGCUUCACCCACGCUUUCAUUUCAACUUUCGAUUCUCCACAAGGACGCGACGAAUACCUGGUUCACCCUGUGCAUGACUCCUUUGCCAAGGAGCUGCUCGGAGCCGUGGACAAUGCCCUCGUCUUCGACUUCAACCCGACAGUUGCUCUCAAGGCAAAUUCUUAGAAGCUUUGCUGCUUGGGCUUGUGGAGGAUGCUUGCGACACCAGGUCUGCCUAUAUCAUGCUUGCUGGCAAGCCCAAAACCAUCAUCUAAUUGUAAUAAUCUGGUGACCUCGAAGCUCUUCGGUAGCUUUGUAUGUAGCUGUUUUUGUUGCAAACUCACCUAAAUUUGUCUUGCAUUUCAUCUCAUCAUUGUGGAGUGACAUAUACUAUUAUAUAAACCUUGAUUUACACAAA
This is a messenger RNA of Physcomitrium patens, 769 nucleotides long. RefSeq names its product stress-response A/B barrel domain-containing protein HS1. NCBI's taxonomy places the organism in Eukaryota, Viridiplantae, Streptophyta, Bryopsida, Funariales, Funariaceae. The record is from RefSeq and is a predicted model, not a curated record.